AUGACCUCGUCGCUUCUUCGGAGCUCGUUCCCCUUUGGACUAGAGUCUGAUAGCGUGAGGAGAAUGUUCACGCUGCUAUUUUGCGUUAGUGUCUUGUACACACUUUGGAGGAUCUCGUAUAACGUGCUCCUCCAUCCUCUACGCAUGUUCCCUGGGCCGAGGCUUUGGGCAGCAUCGCGCAUACCCUUUGCAGUUACUUGUGCGACGGGUCAGGGGCACCGGAAGAUCUUGCAACUGCACGAAAAGUACGGCGAUGUCGUAAGAGUCGCUCCGGAUGAGCUGGUCUUCUGCUCACCGGACGCUUGGAAAGAGAUUUAUGGGCGCCGGAAAACCGCAAGAGGCGAGAUCAGCAAAGAUUACGUGCAUUAUGCGGAGGCCAAGGACAGCAUCCUCGGCGCACCAAAGGAUAGACAUACUCAAUUACGGCGAAUCCUGAGCCGCGGCUUCACUAACUCAGCGGUGCUCGACCAAGAAGGUCUGAUCAAGUCUCAUGUCGAUCAAUUGUUCAACAUUCUGGCUGAGCAUGAACAAUCACAAGGGCCCCUAACGCCAAUCGACAUGAACAAGUUGUUCGACUUCGUGGCUUUGGAUAUCAUCACGGAUUUGGGCUUUGGCGAUUCUUUCCAUUGUCUUCAUACACGAGAAUACCACCCUUGGGCUCAAUUCUUUUUGGACGCACUGCCCGCGAUUGCUCUUGCUACCGCUUUGAAGCAGUUUCAACUCAUCUUCAGCGUUCUCAUGGCAAUGGCCCCCAAGUCUCUUCUUCAAAAACAUGAGAACAUGGUGCGGCUCACAAACGACAUUGUUGAAAGGCGGCUCGAUGAGGCUGAUCGACCUGAUCUUAUACAAGCCAUGAAGGAGCCUACGUUUGGGCUUGAAGCUAAACAAUCUUUGAGCUUGCAGGAUAUCCAAGCGAAUGCCCAGAUCUUGACAAUGGCGGGGUAUGACACAACUGCCACGGCUCUAGCAGGCACCACGUACCUUCUGGCAGCAAACGCUGAUGUCAUGGCGAGACUGACUCAAGAAGUACGGAGGUCUUUCAAAGAAGAAAAGGAGAUUACUAUCUCAAGUACCAAAAGCCUUGAGUACCUCAGAGCCGUCAUUGAUGAAUCCCUGAGAAUGUAUCCGCCGGGUGCCUCAGGGAUGCCGCGUCGCAUAGGAGAGGAGGGAGACGUCAUUCUAGGUCACCACAUCCCCACAGGAACUAUUGUGUCGAUAUGGCAGUACGCCAUGUACCACCACGCGAAGACUUUCUCUGAGCCCGAGUCGUUCAUCCCUGAGCGAUGGUCAAAUGACAGGAUCGAUCUCAGCGACAAAAGAGCAGCGUUUCAGCCCUUCUCAUUUGGGCCUCGUGACUGCAUCGGGAGACAUCUCGCCUAUGCCGAGCUCUGCAUCAUCAUUGCUAGAUUGGUUUGGAGAUUCGAUCUGGAACUUGAUGACGUGCCUGGUCACAAUUGGCUAGGGCGGCAGAAGAAUUACCUCCUGUGGGAUCGAGGUCCACUCAACAUUCGACUCAGACAAAGAGCAUAA
Colletotrichum aenigma is the source of this 1530-nucleotide messenger RNA. RefSeq names its product Trichothecene C-15 hydroxylase. Bases 1 to 1530 code for a protein of 509 amino acids. The transcript is spliced from 6 exons. The record is from RefSeq and is a predicted model, not a curated record. Gene Ontology annotation, molecular function: oxidoreductase activity, acting on paired donors, with incorporation or reduction of molecular oxygen; iron ion binding; heme binding. NCBI's taxonomy places the organism in Eukaryota, Fungi, Ascomycota, Sordariomycetes, Glomerellales, Glomerellaceae.